This is a messenger RNA of Telopea speciosissima, 1717 nucleotides long. RefSeq names its product serine-threonine kinase receptor-associated protein-like. Gene Ontology annotation, biological process: spliceosomal snRNP assembly. Gene Ontology annotation, cellular component: SMN complex. Lineage: Eukaryota; Viridiplantae; Streptophyta; Magnoliopsida; Proteales; Proteaceae. Bases 479 to 1531 code for a protein of 350 amino acids. Gene Ontology annotation, molecular function: protein binding; RNA binding. The record is from RefSeq and is a predicted model, not a curated record. The transcript is spliced from 7 exons.
UUUUUUUUUCCCCUGCUUCAAUUCGUAAUAAUAUAUACAUUUUUUGAUCUUAGAAGAGUGGUUUUUUUUUUCUUUCUUGGAUUUGUGUGUUCUCCAGACGGAGGGUUGGGGGGUGUGGAAUUUGCAAAGGUGAAAUCGAUCAACAUUCAUUUCGAUAAGCGUUUCUCACCUGUUAAAUGCCGCCAUUUCUCUGUAUAAAAUCAUCUUUCUGUGCGAGACUUUGAUCCGGAUCACCAAGAUUUAGGUUUUCUUCUUCAUAAUCUUUGCCCCUUUCUUCUGUUCUUCAUCCAAUAACUUGAGCAGAUCGUUUAUGGUUACAUUCGAUUUUUUGAGUGGAUUGUAGAAGGUAUCUUAGGGUUAAGACACUGAGGUGUUGAAUUCUAGCAGUUCCGAUAGGAAUCAGGGUUUCUUACCGUUUCUUGAUUUUGCAUCAGAGCUAGUUAGUUUGGUUGGGUUUGAGUUAUUUGGCUAGCGAAGGAUGGAUAAGAAAAAGGUGGCGGUGCCUCUUGUCUGCCAUGGCCACUCGCGUCCGGUCGUCGAUUUAUUCUACAGUCCGAUAACUCCUGACGGCUUUUUUCUCAUCAGUGCGAGCAAGGAUUCCAGUCCCAUGCUGAGAAAUGGAGAGACUGGAGAUUGGAUUGGUACCUUUGAAGGACAUAAGGGUGCAGUGUGGAGUUGCUGCUUGGAUACUAAUGCUUUAUGUGCAGCUUCGGGCUCUGCGGAUUUUACUGCAAAAAUAUGGGAUGCACUAACAGGUGACGAGUUGCACUCAUUUGAACACAAGCACAUUGUUCGUGCAUGUUCAUUCUCAGAAGAUACCCACCUGCUGCUUACUGGUGGGAUUGAAAAAAUCCUACGUAUCUUUGAUUUGAAUCGUCCAGAUGCACCUCCAAGAGAAGUUGACAAUUCUCCUGGUUCAAUCAGAACUGUAGCAAUGCUUCAUAGUGACCAGACAAUAUUAAGUUCAUGUACAGACAUGGGGGGCGUGAGAUUAUGGGAUGUAAGGAGUGGCAAAAUUGUCCAGACACUUGAGACCAAAUCCCCAGUCACCAGUGCAGAAGUCAGUCAGGAUGGCCGUUAUAUCACUACUGCUGAUGGCUCAACUGUUAAGUUUUGGGAUGCAAACCAUUUUGGACUGGUGAAGAGCUACAAUAUGCCAUGUACGGUCGAAUCUGCUUCACUUGAGCCGAAGCUUGGCAAUAAAUUCAUUGCUGGGGGAGAAGACAUGUGGAUUCGUCUAUUUGAUUUCCAUACCGGUGAAGAGAUUGGGUGCAACAAGGGACACCAUGGUCCUGUUCACUGUGUUCGUUUUGCUCCUGGAGGAGAAUCCUAUGCCUCAGGAUCUGAAGAUGGAACAAUUAGAAUAUGGCAAACGGGGCCUGCAGCCCAUGAUGAGAGUGAUGCCUUCUUGGCAAAUGGGUCAACUGGUAAGGUGAAAGUGUCGGCUGAUGAGGUUGCCCGCAAGAUUGAGGGCUUUCACAUUGUAAAAGAAGAGAAAGCUGAAGAAAAGGAAGAAGCAACGGAUGCCUAACAAAACUGGGUAUUUUGCUUUGUUUUGUUUGAUUGAUCGGUUGGUUGCAUGCAUAUGGAAUGUGUUUUGUUUCUCUCCGAUAAUUAUCCUAUCUUGAGAAAAUAAACCAGCCCAUUUUUUGUACAAUUUCUCUUCGCUUGUUCUAGUGAAUUUUUUUCAUCCAUUAUAAGCUUCCGUUUCCUUCUA